UUCAAAAACAAGAAACAGCUAAUCGCGGAAGUAUAACCAUGUUUUUAACUAAUGUUGUAGAUAGUCCUAUUUCAAAAGGCUAUGAAUUCAACAGUUGCUUUAUUUUUUACGAUUUUUAUGGUUUUUAUUUUCGGUUCAAAUGCUCUGGAGUACUCUAAUCGAUGGACAGUGCAAAUUGAUGGCGACAAUUACGAGGCUGAUAGACUGGCUCGAAAAUAUGGCUUUGUAAAUCACGGCAAGGUAGGUACUACGAUAUUGCGGCAGUUUUCAAUAUUAUGACAAGUUUCUGACAACAUUCUUUAAGUGUAGAUUCACACAUCCCUAGUUAUCGAUGACGAACAGUCAGGUAGUGUUCUUGUUCCGUAAUCCACAAUAAACGCUCGGUCUUGUCAAAAGCUUGAAACUUACGACGUUUUUGAGGAAAAGUGGACGAUCGAAAUUGAUGAAAUUAAUAGAAAAUGUAAAGUAAACCUGCUUAUCUUUCCAAGAUGACUUGAUGGUGAAACCCACUCUGAAUGCAGCUACAACGUAGCUAGCUGUCAAAGAUUGCUAUUGAUCUGUUGCAUGUAUGACAAAUAUGAAUAAUUAAUGAAUUAGGAAAAAAUUGUGUCGUAAAACCCUAAGAGUAUUUUAGCCUGUGCAGGGCAUGACAAGCCAACAGCUUUAUUGUUUUGAGAAUCGAUAUCAAACAAUGAAGGGAGAUAUAUAAUUUCAUCUUGCAGAACUCAUUAUGCACUUGUCACUUGACACCCUUGUACCCCCUACCCCCCCUCCCCAACCACCCUCUCUGGGCUGACUUGGGCAUUCACUUUUUAUGCGAGUGAAAGCAAUUUAAUUCUCCGCUCUCUAGGGCCAAAGUGAAUGAUGAACUCCCUUUGCUUCCAUAUGUCCUACGUACAAGGCACAACUGUCCUCCCUUUUUUAAAACUGUCUACUAAUCUUGUUAUCGUCAAACGUAACAAGGGAUGACAAAUGAUAUGAUGAUAGCUGUUAAAAAACAUGUUGAAAAAAUGAAGACUAUCUGAAGACUUUACAACUUGAAGUCACAAAAUAUGAGAUAAAAGGGCUGAAAAUAACAGACAGCGGGUCGGCGGUCAUGAUGACUGGCCAAAUAUUUUUUAGCCCGGACAAACCUCGAUUCUGGCCGGUCAAAUAAUGAAUGCUAAUUUUUUCUUGGCCUAAGGAAUAUUGAACUGCACUGGCAAUUGAUUGUUUUACAACAUUAACGUUCUGCUUUUUGGGGGGAGGUUGGUGAAAAGUGUUUUCACACGCUGCACAGUUCCUUUCUGCGGUUUUUGCGCAUUUUAAUGUCCGUUCUACCUUAACUAUCAUCGUACGGCGGUGUCUAAAACUUGUCUCUAAAGGUAAAAAGUGAAGCGUAAAUCCUUUUCAAACUCUCGAGGUUCAGGAGAUGCAAUACACAUACAGUUAAACAAACUUUAGGAAUUACGAAAAAAAUAAUUUGGGUUAUUAACGAACAAAAUCUGCACACAUUUGUUUCGCGUCCUAUUGUCUGCAUGGAUGUUCAGAAAUGAACAUCGGUGAAACUUGAUCUUUUUUGUUGCCUGGCACGUGAUCAAAAGUCUCCUCCCCAAAGAAGAAACGUAGCCUGAAUGUCAUUUGCAUUUGUCAGUGCAUUUGACCAAACGGUUAACUUUCCUUUAGUUUUCUAACAGAUAACGGAUUAUCUUUAGUGUAUGUUUUCCCAAAGAAGCUCUCACAUCACUGGUUACAGCAAAGCAGAAAGUAUAGUACGACCUGCAUCGUUGCAUUACUCCACAACUCAGUUUGUUGUUGUUUUGCUUUGUUGUUAAGACAUGAUGACAUGAAAUGUAUUGCAGUGUUCCUUUUCUUAAAAGGUUUUGGUGCAAGGCAGCAAAAAACGCCAAAGUUAAAAGGAAACCAUUUCAGCAUUAUAGAGCAAAAUGCAUUAAGCGACAACUGUAUGGAAAAUAAAAUGUUCGUAUCUAAAAAUGACCGGUCAAAAUGACCAGCAAGACGAGAAUUUGACCAGUCAAGUCUGCGAUCAGGCCAGACAUUGUCCAUUGACUGGCCAUUAUUUUCAGCCCAGAUAACAAAAAAUUACAAGUCAUGUUUUUCAGUCUUCUGGAGUUUUUAUAGAAUGAUUCAAUGAUUAUAAGUGUCUUUCUUGUCAUUUCCAUGAUACAGCUACUUAAUUGGAGCACUUAAUUAUACAGGAAAAAAUAAGCCACGUGUUGUGAACUUCUUGGAAAAUGGCACAAAAAAUGUGUUCAUGUCUUUAAAUAAUUUGUGACUCAUCCAAGACACUCCUUAUAUGCUUGUAUAUAUUAAAUGGUAAAGUUUGUGUCUUAUUUAAGAUGUGUCUAAUUAUGUAAGCGGCCUUCAAAGACAGUCUUUGCAAAGCACAUUUCUUAGUUCUGAGAAGGAAAUAUGAAAAUGAAUACAGUGCGAAAAUGAAAACACUGACCACAAAGUGAGUGCCUCACUUAUUGCCCGGUUAGGGAGGCAAAGACUGUUAUUUCUAUUAUAUCCCCCACCUACAUGUACUGGGGAACAAAAAUGGAGUGAUUAUGAAGUGAAAGGUCCCUCACCUGCUCAUACCAUCCAUGUGGUACCAUGGCCAAUGCAGUAAUAGCUAGACCAGAUGAAACUUACAAUGUGUCAAGUUGUUGUUGUCCUUAAUAUGCACAUGAAGUUUUGGGAAAAAUAGCCUCCCUCAUCUUUCCAACAUAGUAAAGUGGCAAGGUAGGAGGCAGACGGCAGCGUCAGGGCUCCAAUCAACCCUAAAUCAGCACAAUUUUUUUUCACGAAAAUCGAAUCCAGGCGCUAAAUAAACAUGUGGAGCUCCUGGAAUAUGAAUUUCUCUAAACUACAAAUCCACUGAAGCAUCUGCAGCUAGCUAUGCGAAGCCAGCAGGCUCCGUGGAACUCGUACGUUAAGCUACUAAAGUGGUGGCCUGAAGCUAUUAGGAUCACACAACUGGCAUGGUCCAAUUCAAAACUGGCACUGAGCUCGGGGCACCUGGUGACGAGUAUAAUAAGUCCCUGUGGAGGGAAGGGAGUGUAGUCGGACAAUGAGUUAAUUCUUUUAGCACUCUGGGACUCCCUUCCCUCCACACGGACUUAUCUUACUCACCCACGUUUCACUAACAGAGUAAUUGUGGGGAUAGUUUUGAAGAAGUUAUGGUAAUUCCUGUCUUCCUGGUGGAUGCUACAUGACCUUGAAUUCAAAACAUUUUGAAAGUAGCAUUCAGUAAUCAAAUAAAAAACAUCUAGCUGAAGCUUUAAGGUAGAAAAGUUUAUGAUAUUGCCAAUGCACAAAUUAGCUGAAUAACUUUGAAACAUUCAGCUAGAUUGGAGUUACUGAUUUGGUUAUGUAAUGUUGUGGUGCUGACAAAAUGUUUAAUAUCAAAAAUGUAUGUCUGUUCCAUAAUUUUUUGGAUGAAAAACUGAUUACUCAGUUUUUUGCUACUCACAUGUAAAGCACCCAGCUGUAAUUAGCUAAAUAAACUCCCUUCAAGGUCUCAAUUUUAAAUGAUCAAUGAUCAACUUGUACAUCAUUUUAUAAAGACAAGUUUUAGGUGACUUUUUUAACUUAUAUUUAGAGGAAGCCAUUGUAAUUAAUUGUUAUUUUCUUUUUUGUAGAUCAUCGAUGACUACUACAGUUUUCAAAAUCAGAAGGUGAAAAGAGAGUCCAGACAUUUCAGUGCCUCUCUUCAUGAAGGGCUUUCGAUGGAACCGAAAGUAAAUACUUUAAACUUAAUUUUUGGAGUUCAAUUGUCAGUCUUUCAUUUUAUAUUUUAUACUAGUGAUGUGAUCUCAAUUAUAAUAACAUGUGAACGUAUGUAUAGUACUGACGGUGAAACUGUAGAUUGCAUUGUUUAAGAAAAUAUCCAUGCUUGAGUGUUUGGCUUGAACCCAUCCCCUUCAGAAAUUCCAGUUUUGCUAUAUAUUUUCCUUUAAAUUUUCUUUUGAAGACCCACCUUCCUCUUAGUGGGGUUUGGUAAGGCUAUUUUCAACAACACUUCUCUGCUCCAAAUAAAUUUUCAUACAGGUGAUUACAACCUAAAUUAUUUUGGUAUAAAAUUUGCAAAGCACACAUAUUAUUGUUGCAUGGCUUAAAAUGUGAUUCAGCAAACCAGCUGUAGAAAGUAUAUACAUGGGUAUUUUUUUACGUCCCCUAGUACAGCAGUAAUAGUAGUUACCAUGGUAGUAAGGAUACAAUCAUGUACAUUAUAGGGGCUGAAUAGGCAGAUCCAUGGAGGACCCUGGGGUGAUGUGCCCUCCCCCUACUUAAAUAUUGUUUUCAGAUCAUAGAAUGGUUUGGCUCUCCUGGCUUCCUCCAGUGUAGCUAAGUAGUGCCCAUGAAGCAACCCACUGAUGACCAGUGAAUUCCUUUCCACUCCAACUCAAGGAAUCAUGAUAGGCUUGCACAAUGCUCAAAAUGGCGCCUGAUUCAGUUGCUGAUGUGCCUAAGUUUACCAUGCAUAUGCUGGUGACCAAAAAAUUAAGGUUCAAAAGUUUGUCACCACGUUGGUGACCAGAACACAUCCUACUUUUAUGUAUUGUGCGAUUAAAUAAAGCUUGUAGAUGAAUUUGCAUAAACAACCAAGGAACUCUACGAAGUGAACAUGUCAACGUCCGCCAUCUUGCGUUUUUCCAAAAGUAACGUUGUAUAUUGUGGAGUGAAAUGUCCCUUUUUCUAAAAAGGUGUAUUGUGGGCUCACAACAUUCAGUUCUUUUCCAAUUCCAUGUGCUUUCACUUAAUAACUUUAUUAUGGAGUGAAUUCCAGUGUUUCAGUUAUUGACAGAAAUUGCAAUGAAUUAUAUUAUUAGUGUUUUUAGUAAGGUACAUGUAAUGCUGGAACACUAAAUCCAUUAAGCAUGGCUUGGAAGUAAAAUGACAUUUGAAAAUUUAUGGUUUAGAUAACUCGGGUAGAUGCUGAAACAAACAAAAUAGGACCUGUUUAUUUUAUUCUUCUGGUAGUUGCUGGAAAAACGCAACUUGUUACACUAAGUUUAUUUACCAAGGAGGCUGUGACUUGGAUAUUUUAAUUUGUAUGAUUGCUCAUCCCGAUCAAGUCGUUAUGUGCUGUGAAUUUUUCAUCCCUGGCUACUUAAUGAAUUAUAUUUUGUAAGCAAGGCAAGAAAGAACCACUGCAAAUAUAUUGAUAUAUGUGUGGAGAUUUGACAAGUUUCGUGCCCUGUGGGGUCUUGUACGUAUCUUUCAAAGUUCUUGUCUUUUAGCUGUGGAAAGGGUAAGGGCUGGUGAUCACUGAUGAUGUCAUCUCCAACCCGCUCACGAAUGGCUACCACCUGCUGGGCAAGAGGAUGGCUUAAGAUGUCAUUAGAGAAUAUGGUAUCCUGUUGCAUGCAUCAGUGAGGUCACAUGCACCCAUCUUAAAGUCAUCCUCUUGACCCCAAAUAGACCUUGUGCAUCUAGUCAAUAAUCUAUGCAUGAAUUCUAUUUUAGCAGUGAGUUAAGUUGCAUAAAUUGGUCUAAGUGAGACCAUAUUACUACUUUUGUGGCUUCAUCACAAUGUCAUUAAUUUAUGAGUCAGAAUAGACAUUAAAGACAAUUCAGUGAGUGAUGGCUUUAUCACUUCGUUUCAGGUUCAAAUGGUUGAACAGCAACUGUUGAAGUCUUUUAAGUUGCUCUCUGAGUCACAAGUCUAUCGUUUCAAUGAUCGAAGGUGGCCUGAUAUGUGGUAUAUUGUAAGUGCAACUGGUUAUGAUUUUUAUUGUAAUGCAGUUCCAAGAAAUUCAGGGCAAAUCAAACUCUUAUUGGAUUCAGCAUGUUGGUCCAAUAUAUUUUUAUUUAUUUAUUUUACAUUUGUCACAUAGAAUAAACAUUGCAAAACGAAAAAUGAAAAAAAAUAUAUAUAUAUAUAUAUAUAUUAUUACUAAGAUUGCACUUUUUAGAUAGAGUGGCGAGGAAGCCCAAUAGAAGCUAAAUAGCUUGUAGAAAAUAGGGCUCCUUAAAUUAAUUAUCAAAUAUAAUUAUCAUUCAGCAUUGAUGGGUGGUGUUGGAUCUGUUUGAUUGGUUAAUUAGUUCUAUAUACAUUGUUAGCCUUUUUUGAAGUACUUUCCUACCUUAACCUUUUUGUGGCUGGCGUUAUUUACAGAUGGCAUCUCACAAGGAACCUUUUUGUGCAGGUGACUUAAAACCAUCAGAACAUAACAUGAGCUAGAACCAUCACCUUGCAACUUUCAUCUGAGAUCAUGAGAAUAAAAUAUUUCAUUCACUAAACAUGUAUAUAUAAUUCAGUGUUUUUGUUAGAAACUCUAAUUUAGAUUAUGAUUGCAAUGCUAUAAUUGUCCUCUUCUUACAUUUUAUGCUUAAAGAAAAUGUUGUGAAGCAAGGGAAGCUUUUUUGUUGUAUCCAGAAUAGAGCUGAUGGACCUACAUACAACGUGAUUGACGCCUGGAACAGUAAUAUUACAGGCAAGGGAGUGGUUGUUGCUGUGGUAGAUGAAGGUUUUGACCCCCAACAUCCUGAAAUUUAUGACAACUAUUUGCAGGUAAGCCAGUACAUUUUAAACUCUGCAAAUGUUUAAAUUAGUCAUUCAGUUUUUAGUUCAUCUAUGUUUGACUUAUUAUAAAUUUUAAUCAUCUUUCUGAGGGCACAAACACUGUAUCAGUAAUACCAAUAGACUUGUGAGAGUAUUUGACAAAUGAGAGGAUUUUUAAGUGGAGAAUCACACAUAUGAGAUUGUUUCAGUCCCCUACUUUUCAUAAAGAUUGUCGAGUUGUUGGGCUUUCUACAGUGUGAUACCUGGUUAAUACGGAGCCCGAGGAGACAGACAUGUCCUAGUGUUCGUAUCAUCCAUGUGUGCGUAAAAGGGGGCUUGUUAAAAAAACUUAAAAUAUGUGUAACGCAAAGCCCAGGUAAAGGGCCAGGUCCGGGUUGUUCAAAGCUGGGUUAAGACAACCUAGGGUUAGUUAAAAAUUUAAAUUCAGAUAUGAAAGCUUAAAUUAAGUAAAUUCAGUUUAAUUCUUUUGUCAACAAGUUGAUGAUUGGAUGCUCUCAAAAAUAGAGAGAAAGUUAUCCGAGAAAAUGCUUUUGAAAAAGGAAAAUGAAACCCGGGUUAAAUUUAACCCGGGGUUAAGGGUUAAUUGGCCUUCAAACAACUGGGCCCAGGAGAAGAAAUAACGGGGGAAAACCCAAGAGAAAAAAAAAAUUGGAAAAUAUAAGAGUAAAAAAAAUACGGCUUGUCCAGAAUCAAACCCUUGGCCCCUAUCUUGAGUUAGGUCAGCACUUCCCUUGUCUCUACAUUACUACUCACAUUUGGUUUCUUAUAAACAAAAGUUAAGGUUUGGUGCAUUGUUUGAAUGAUGAGUUAAUCCUUUGAGGCAGUUCUCCCUUUACAACGAGUAUCAUCAAUCAACUUCAAAUACUAGCAUUUUUUAACUUGUUCUUCAUCACACGGAAGUGGAGGCGUGUGUCGCCGAGCGGUUAACACCUCAAACUCUACAUCUGUAGGUCCUGGGUUCAAACCUCGCCCGUCGCGUUGUUUCCUGAGACAAGGAACGUUACUCCACUUUGUCUCUCUUCACCAAGGUGUAUAAAUGGGUACAGGCCCCAUACUGCUGGGGGCUAACCCUACGAUGGACUAGUAUCCCGUCCAGGGGGGGAGUAGCAAUACUCCUAGGCUUGCUUCAUGCUACGGAAACCGGUAUAAGCUCCAGCCGUGUGGGCCUUUGGCUCGUGUGCGCCUUCACCUUACUUACCUUGCAUCACACGGAAAGCCUUGUCUAACAGCCUAAGGCUGAAAACUUAUUAUUAUUAUUAUUACAAUUAUAAUUAUAAUUACAAUUAUUACUAUUAUUAUUAUUAUUAUUUAUCCUUCACUUGCUUAUCAGGCUAUUUCUGAGUUCCAAAAACUGUCACUUUCAAAACGAGGCUAAGUGCAAAACCUUUCUUGUGAAAAUUAGCAAGUACAUCCUUAGCCUUGCACGCAGACGUUCUUAGGAGUUCGUCACGCGUUCCUUUGUGGGGCAGCAACGCGUGAAGAACCCCUAAGAACGUCUGCGUGGGAGGCUAGCACAUCCUAGUUCGUAAAAUUAAUUUUCUUUGCACUCUAAUUUGUAGGAUGGAAGCGCAAGUUUAGAUGUUGUCGACAAUGACACUUCUCCUUUACCAUCAAGUGGCGACCAGCUUCAUGGGUAUAAUUAUGACGAACAACGUGUUCAAUUUUUAAUCAUGGGGUAACAUGUAUUAAAUGAGCAAAGAAAAUAGUUGAACAUUUUGAUCCAACCUUUGCUGACGCUCGCUGGACAUCUUUGAGUCUCGACCGUUAAAUGGCCGUGCACCUUUUAAAUGUGUUAGACAAUAGUCUUUUUGGUAACAUGUUAUAUUUAGGGAUGUCCUUGUGAUUAAGACUCUGAAGUUUUGUUUAGUUUUGGUGCCAUACUUUUGUUUUUUUUUUAUGUUUUUUUUGUUGUUUUUUUUUCAUAAAAAAGAAUCCUUACUAAUUGAUCCUGUCUCAUUACAGCUGUAAUUUUAAUUGUAAAAUUACAGUGAUUAUUUACCAAUUAAUGAAUGAGGCUGAGUGUCUUAAGAAGAAUUAUGGAGUUAAGCAAUAGAAAACGUUUUCCGUGUUUGCAUAGCCUGAUAUAAACACGAGAGGGGUUGGGAGAAUUCGAGACAGUUAUCCAAACCCGAGACGAAGUCGAGGGUUUGCAUAAACGCCGAGAAUUCCCCCAACCCCUCGAGCGUUUAUAUCAGGCUAUGCAAACACAGGGAAAAAAGUUUUCUAUUGCUUUUAUAAAAUAACUUUACCGAGAAAAAAACUCAACAACUCUUUGUUAUGGCACUGAUUAAAACAGAAAUUCUUACCAGUCCCAAAGUCUGGUACACAAAGUCUUGCACGCGUAAUCAGUUCUUGUUCUGCAAAAAGAUGCUUUCCAAAAUACGGAUUUUUCUCGCUUAAAAUGUCAGCUUUAGCGAAAAAAAAUUGACACAGCUUGUUUGUAAAGAUUUUCCAACUUUCAGCCGACGAAGGAAUGGGUAAAUAAAGUAACCUUGUCGAGUUUUGAACUCAAAAACUUUUUCAAAUUCGUGCAUACGUGAUUAGCGCGCGAAAAGCAAAACAUCUUGACGUCACAAUCAUGUUUACAUACUCUCAUGCAAACACGCCUCUCGGCCAAUCAGAGCGCGCGUACUAUCUUAGCUAUUUUAUAGAUCGAAAUAACACCCUCUGAAAUCUCCAUAAUUCUUCAUAUGAUACGAAAGCUGAAUUCAAUAAUUGUUUUAUUAUUCAUUCAAAAUAAUUCCUAGGUUAAAAACAUACCGGCAAAACAUGCUUACCUCCCUCGAUGUUAAGUUCAUCUUCGAUAGUGGACAUUUAGAGUUAUUCAGCUCCGCAAAUAGUCUCCAAAUAGCAGAUGUCGCCCUUCGAGUUUUCUUCUUGCUGUUCUUGCCAUUUUUUUUAGCAAUUAUUUCGCCUAGGUCUUACUCUUGAAACGAGUGAAAUGUCCGCCAUUUUUGUUUUUACAACCAACACAACUUAACCUCGUCCACAGGUCUUCUCGGUUAACGAUGCAUUAACCUGCAAGGACGCUGCAAUUUUGACGUCAUCGGUUGAUUAAUCGCAAAAAUCUUCCAAAUUUUGUCAUCGGUAGCUGGUUGUGGUGAAUAAUGCGGGUGCUUUUAGCCAAUCGGGGAAAUAUUUGAAUGAAUAAUAAUAAAUUUUAUUUAGACAUGGUGAAAAGAGUGCAGGAGUAAUUUGUGCUGUGGCCAAUAACAGAGAAUGUGGUGUAGGACUGGCAUUCAAUGCCAAGCUUGGAGGUAAGUUUUGUGUAGGUGUCGAUUACUACCUUUCUCUUGUUAUUCUUAAAUGAAGUCAUAUAUCCUAAAUCUUGUGCAUAAUGCAGUAAAGAGAAGCUAAAACAUUUCUUGUAACUAACCAUUAGCCUACACAAGAGGCAUCUUGGCCGAACGGUUAGAGCGCUAGAGUAGCCAUUCAGAGGCCCUGCUGAGUUCAAGCCAUUGUUUUAGGGUCCGGAAACAAUAGCUACACUUGUAAAUUACACUUGUAAAAGUUUUAUUGAAUUGACCCUAGGUUUGUUGUAACCAUGUGUGAUUAUUAGUCUUUCUCAAGUGUAUGCGUUUGGCCCAGUCAGCGUUUGCGACAUGAUGUAACUGCUGCGGCCGGUACCAUCUCCUUUACUGACCCUUUACUGCUUGUGGUUGUCACUAAGCAUUUAUCUUUGGUUAUUCUUUUAAGGCAUUCGCCUGUUUUUUAAGGAGAAAGCAUCCGAUGCUGAUACCGCAAGAGCUCUCAACCACGCUACAAAUCUCAUUAACAUAUAUUCAAAUAGUUGGGGACCAAAUAGCAAGGGGCUUGAAGUUGAGGGCCCAGGUCCCUUGACUCAACGAGCAUUAAAAAGUGGCGCAGAAAGGGUGAGUUAAGUUACUUCUAAAUAACAUAUGAACCGGUGGUGGAAAUAUGGCAAAUACCAUUGGAAUUUUAUUAAGGUUAGUUCCUCGAUCUCAGAUAUAGCCUGCGAGCAAGCUCUCCAUUUGGGAGAUAUCGUGAAAAGUAGACGCGCGAGAAGCACGCGAGAGGAGAUGCUAAAGCCGGAGGCAGGGGAGAGAAAGGAGAGCGUGCAACGAUCACUCAUAAAUUUUCAUUUCCACCCCGGAAACCCCGGGACACUGCAAAGCGUGAAAACUGUCACCGCAGUUGGCCGCAGAUUAGAAAAAAAACAACCACCUGUCAAGAUUAGACAGCCGAGGGCGCGUAGAAUUUGUUUUUUUAUGAAUCGCUUUUGCAACAGCUUUCCACUCAUCAAAGUAAUGUUUUUGACCACUGAUAUUUUUUUAUCCAAGGGACAACGAACUUCAAUGUGUUCGCUCGGAUAAGAACUCGAUACUUUGAUUCUUAUUUCGUUUACAUUGAAAAGUCGUCCACGGCUCCCCGUUGCAAUCACCAACAUCGAUACAUUUGUCCGUUCCGGAACUGGAGAACAACGUUUUCCUGGACUAGGUUUCUUACUUUUUAGACCAGUUGCUUCCUACUCUUUCUCUUAUACUUCUUGACGGUCAAGCUAAACAGGCUACAUUGUCAUGUACAUGUUUCUGAAUUUUUCUACUCAGUGGAAUUCAGUCGGGUGAAGAAACCGACGUUGGAAGGCAGCGCUUGAACCGGGCGCUUGAAUCUCUCUUCACUUUCUCUCUUCUCGUUUCCAGAACUAAACAAGGCGCUUGACACAAACGAAUACCACUGAUGAAGGGUACUGAUUUUCAUUCCAAGAGAACUACAAACUCGGUACGACUUAUCCUCGGCUCGCAAUAUGCUAUUGGCAAUCCAACACUUUCACACGUACAGCUUUGCACCAAUUACCUCAAACGCAACGUCGUUCCCAGGGUUCUCUCCUACCCCUAAGUAGGGCGGGUAGGAGAGAACCCUGGGAACGAGGUUGAGCGAUAUUUUCUACCUCUGCCAGUCAUCUUUUAGGGAGUGAGUUCAGCGAUCGCUUCGCUGCUCGCUCGCGCGUUCUCGCUUCGUUCGCCCAAAUAUGAGAGCUUGCUCGCAGGCUAUCUCAGAUACAGUCGAAGCUCUCCUUGCAGCCAGUUUCGUAAGCGACCAGCUCUAGUUACGACCACCUUUGUGAAACCCCGUUUAAACUCUGACUUAAACUUUGUAAUGAAAAGCUCUCGUGUGUGACCGCGAUCGCUUUUGGGAUUACCCAAUCGGACUUUUCCUUUGUUUUUAAGCUCUCGUAAGCAACCACUCAGAGUCUUGUUCAUAUACAUCCGUCAACACCCGUUAAAACACGAACUGUGGGUUUAUUGAACGGCUUCAAAAUCUUGUGAUCUAGAUCAACUCAUUCUGGCACUAAUAUUUGGAUUUGGGGUUAUUUUGUUCUAAAGAAUUAGAAGUAAGGUUUAGCCGUGUCUAUAUCAGAUAUAAGCAUUAAUUUCUUUUGUUUUUUCUUUAUGAAUUAUUAAUGACUUUCUGAAGCUCUCGUAAGCGACCACCGUCUAUUGUUUUACGAUGCGUACGCUUGCGAGAGCUCAUUCUCGUAAGCGACCAGCUCUAGUCACGACCACGUUUUUGAAUUUCCGAGGUGGUCGCUUACUAUAGCUUCGACUGUAUUUCUUUUGAUUUGUUACAUAACAGAAGAAACCAAUCUUUACCGUACUAGCAAUGCUAGCGUGAACCAGCGCGAAUGUUGUGGGCCUCAUAUAUUCACAGGAAAACUGCUUAUCAGGUCUUCGUUUUUCGGCUCUGAGUAUACUGUAAAUCAAAAAAAAUCUAUUUUUGGCCUCCAAAAUGGUGCCAUUUCAGUAAGAACAAGAAGUGCUAUUGUUGGGUCUAAUACAUUUAAAUUUUCUAAGGCUGAUUUGGACUCUUGGACUGAAAUGAGUUCCAGAAUGGGCUGGACUGGAUAUGUGAUUUAAGCCUUUUGGGUUCAGCUUAUGGUCAAAUGGCCUUAUGAGAGGCAAAAUUAGACUCUGCGAUCACGGGGCUAAAUUGGCAUUUUGGGACCGAAACAGAUCUUUUUAGUUUUACAGUGUGCGAUUUUUGGCAUUCUCAGACUUAAUAGGAGUAUCCUAGAGAGUAUUAUUAUCAUUUUUAAUCGUCGAUAUAAUCAUCAUUUUUGCGGGCGACAAGAGGAGCCCGUAAUCCUAAUAUCCAGGUUGCUACUACGCAUGCAUAUACCCUGAAGAAGGCAGCAUUGCCGAAACGUCGGUUUACGACUCUUUUGAACAGCGUCGAUUUCACAAUUUUCAAGUAAGGAAUAUAGCCAGCCUCGUUGUCACUUCCAUUAAGAAUGAAUGGAAUGCAUAGAGCGCAAUCUCAUCACGCGCGUGUGGACCUUCUAUCUGUGAAGCAAAAGCCUUUUGACCGUCGAACGUUGUCGCCCGCAAAAGCGCAUUCUGUCACCUUUGGUUAUUACCUUUGGUCAGUAUAUUACCUUUGGUCAGUAUAUCUUUUCUUACGCUUUUUAAUGAUUAUAGCCUUUUACACUUUUAGGGACGUAGAGGUCUUGGAUCAAUCUACGUGUUUGCUGCGGGCAAUGGAGGUGUCCUCGUCAAAGACAGUUGUGCAUUCAAUGGUUAUGUGAACAAUAUAUACACAAUUGCAAUAUCGGGUAUAAAGAGCGACGGUUCCAUUCCAGCAUUCGCAGAACCUUGUGCCGGCAUUAUGGCAGUAACUUACACAAAGGAUAUGUUUGGUACCAGAGAAGUGGUAGGUCAAUUAAUGAGUUCUAUAUAGAAGUACAACAGUUAAUAUUCGAGAGAAACUGAGGUUUUGUAAUUUCUUGUUUCAAGGCAGUGAUUGCUCUCUAGAUAGAGAAGAAGUAGAAGACAUAACCACGGUAGUUUUAAAAGCUACAGGCGCUGCUUUUAUUAGUUUCUAUGAGUGAAAAAUUAUAAGUAGAAAUAUGAGUGUAAAUUUGUGGUAAAAUAUACUCAGUAACUGACCUAGAUAUUAUAGUAAAGAACCAAAGAAUCUGGCAAGCUAGUUGACCAAUUAGAUUUGAAUGAAUUCAUCGACUUUCUUUUACGCAAAUCCACGGGUAAUUGAUAGUAGGUUUUGGGGAGAGGCAAAGGGAAUCUAGAAGAGAAACCCAUGAUCCUCAUUUGAAAGAUUUUUGGCAAAGGUAUUUAAACAUUUCGAUUGCAAGGAGCCUAAUUCGGCGUAUGGAAAGCCUGUCCCACCUUAUCUCUUGCAAUAAAGGGCCGGAGUUAGACUCAUAACUAGAAAAAGUGAUGAUCCUAGCUGCACGGUUUUGGAGUUUUCGAAGCUUCAGAGCCAGUUGUGAGCCGAUACCCUCCCAAAAAACGCUGCAAUAAUCAAAGUAUGGUUGGAUAAAAGAUUUGUACAUUGUUUGGGGGCUCGACUAGGGAACGAACUGAGUAUUUUCUUGUACUAUAAAUUUGCAAUCUCGUAGUCGAACUCCUUGGUUAAAAUUUUUAUCAUAAUUUAGCUGUAACCCACACACACUGUUUAAGAACUAGCGUGAUUUUGCUUGGCUGAACAGGUUCAUAAAUUUUUGGGUAUUAAAGUGGCAAAUUUCUUUCAGCAGGUUCCUAUACCACUAGGUUUUUACACGCAGGUUUUUAUUGUAUUGCCAAGAGAGAAGGUAUUGCCUAAUGAUAACUGCAGUACUUCUCAAAGUUUCGUGACCAUCAUGCUAAAAGCGAACAAGUUAUGAAACUUUUGGGAGUGUGUUUGAGCAACUGGCUAGCUAAGCGAUGGGGUACCGCAAGUCUACUUCUUACAUCUUGGUCUUUAUUCGUAUUGAUUUCUACAGCUCUUACAACCACAACUAACUCAUAACUCUAACUCUCCACUCAAUCCUAACUCUCUUACUAACAAGUCAAAUAGUAAUGGUUUUUAUAGCCAAAGCUGGACAUGUUUGAGUCAGCUGACCGUGGGAAUAAAAACAAGGUAAACUCGCGGCUGUGUGGGCUAUUCCUACAUGGUUGCGAUCGGCACACUAGAAGCUACAAACCAAUGAAAAACUAAAACGCCGGUUAACAAACCCAAACAGGAACUUCAACGCAACUAAUGAAUCAAAGUUAGCUCUAACAUCACAAACACGUCCAUCCAUGUAAAACGUACAUCUGCACCUGACAAUGGCAAGCGUAGAAUAUUCCUAAAUUGGCGUUAAGCAAACUCUCGAGCUAAGCAAAAAUUCAAGUACAAGUAAAAGCAAAAAAUUAAAACAGGAAAAUACCUAUGUGUACAAAAUCCAGACUAAUCUCACUAGGACCCACGUAAUGAAACAAAAACGAAACUUAAAAGAUGAGACAGAUCUUAAAAACUUAAAAACAAAACAAAGUUAAGAUCUUGUUUACCAGGGUCCGGAGAAAUUUUGAGCGGGCAGACGGAUCCCCCUUUCGUUCACACAGGACGCACGGAAUCGCGCACGUUAUCGAACGGUAAACUGUGCAAAUUUUUUACCUGAUCAGAAUUAGGUCAAAAUUUUUAACCUGUGUAUGAUUCCACUUUAACGCAGACUCGGGUAAACACCUGAGCCGUGUGCGUUUUUGCCCAGUUUAGUUUGCGCGGUAAAAGCCUGAACCCUACAAAUUACGUGCCGUCGAUAAGUCAGACUCGUGUAAAUAGUACUGUCGUGGAGUCGACUGUUAAACGCGAACACUAAAUCAACGCGAUAAAACACAGAAAUAUCAACUCAACUGUUCUCAACGCGUAAGAAUCAAAAUACAUGUGUUCAUUCCUCAUUGUCACGUGUUCAUUUAACUGUUAAUCAAAAUCGCACCUAAAACCGGAAGUGGAGGUACAAGUACUGUAAUCUGCAACAGAAUUUGCGCGGUUCAGUGUAGACGGUCUGAACAGGUAACAAACUCGUGUGUUGAAAACUUUGUCUGGAUCCGUGUAAACGGGGUCUAUGAAUAAUUCACAUGAUAGAAGAAUUGAUGAAUUGCUCUAUUAAAAAAAAAAAUUAUAUUGUACUCAUUUAUUGUUGGUCAUCUCAAUCAAGGUUGUGAUGUUUUAACUUUUUGUGGGCAAAGGUUAAUACGCCAAACAUUAAAAUCUUAUUUGUAAUUUACAGAUUACUGCUGAUACAAACAAGGCCUGCACAGGGAACUUUGGUGCCAGCUCAGCCGCUGCAGCGAUGGCCUCUGGACUCAUAGCCUUGAUGCUGAGUGCAAAGUGAGUUUUCCCUCUUAAAUUGUGGACAAUAAAACCAACAUAUGCCCUUGAUACUAUGUGUUAACUGUUCGCUUUUACAUUUCCUUGUACGAUUAUGGAUAUCCGUCUUACGAAAGUCAAUUUCGUUUGGUAUCUUCCUCAGUAUGUGUAUUUUGUAACCAGUGCCGGAUCCAGACCUUGAGAUAAGGUGGGGGGGGGGGGUCAUCCAGACCUUUAUAUAAGGGGGGUCCGAUCUCCAAAAUAAAUUUGUUCGGCUCUUCGGGCUUCAGUUUGGUCUAAAAAAGGCCCCUCGGGCCCCUCCCCUGGAUCCUUCUCUGGUAACCAACACUGCAGUAAUUCAAACUAUAUGUAAAGAGAGGGACUAGUUUUCAAGGCAGGUAAUAUGUUGCGAUUUUUAUGCUGUCGCUUUAGUUACGUUCUUUCACGGGUUGGGUAUUUACCUGUGUGCGAUUUUACUUGUACUUGGUAGGGUUAAGACCUGAGAUGUAUCACCAGACCUACUGGUGUUAAAAUGACGUUUCGAUGUCCGGAGUCGCGUCACACAAGAAUUACGUUUAAGGCCUUUAUUUUAGAGUUAGAGCUUAUCUAAUGUCGGAAGAGAGUUUCUUAGAUUUGUCAGCUCUGUGUAACACAGUUUCUUUGCUUUAAGUGGAGACCUCUCUUGGCGGGAUGUCCAGCACAUCAUUGUGCGCACUGCGCGGCCAGACCCUGUCAAUAUUAACGAUGGCCACUGGAACACCAAUAAAGCUGGUUUUAAAGGUAAAUGCUUGAAUUCUGUAUUAAGACAGAUGUUAAGUCCAAAUUGGUACAAACCUUUGUGUUUACUUUGAUGAAAUGCAGGCUUUUUUCCAGUCAGAGUCAGUUAUUUCUGGGGGGCAAAAGCGCUAAGGCCAUGCAUUCUUUGUUAAAUCCCGAGGUUUUAAUAUCAUAUUUUAAAGGGUAUUUGUUAUCAGUAUUCGGUAAUUCGUACAGAAACGUUUUGGAGAAGGGUAAUUGUGCUAUGUAUUGAUUAGAAAACAAGGAGUGUAUGGUACUGGGAAAAAAAAACGGGUAAACAAAGAUUCACCCUUAAAGUGAAUUACCAACAGCGGUUUUUAACAAAUUACACUGCUACCACACGCCAUGAAGACAAAAUCAGUUUUAUACUCGUACAUGAAUAUAAAUCAUGAGAAAAUUUAGACAGCUAAAUCUUGAGGCAAUCUGCCUCCGUGGUCACCGGGAGCGUGAGUUCUGAUGACAUUGAUUGAUUGAUCAUCAUCAUUAUCAUCAUCGUCAUCGUCAUCGUCAUCGUCAUCGUCAUCGUCAUCGUCAUCGUCAUCGUCAUCGUCAUCGUCAUCUUUAUUAUUAUUAUUAUUAUUAUUAUUAUUAUUAUUAUUAUUAUUAUUAUUAUUAUUAUUAUUUCAUUUGUCCUUUCUCUGACUUGUUUUCCGAUGCAGUUAAUGACUACGUUGGGUUUGGUCUCAUGGAUGCUAAGCAGAUGGUAGAUGUUGCAGUCAAAUGGAAAAGAGUUCCUAGCAUUGUUACUUGUACGAUCCCGCGUCGUAGCGUUAACCGGUAGGGCGUAGUGUAAAUUCCACCCCAAUGUCUUCAUUUUUUAGUACUAAAAAACUAGACUCAACAGCAUAUAUGGCCGCUGGUGGCUUAAGAACGUGACCGAGGAGAACAAAUAAACGGUUUAGGAUUACAAGUAAUAGAAUGCAACGGGCUUCAUAAUACCAUACCGAAAUUUUUAGGGAGUUAUUAUAACUCCAAAAAUGGAGUAAAAAUUUAAGGUACAGGAUAACCCCUUUUUUGGGGUUAUUUUAAAUCCUAAUUUAACUCCGAAUUUGGGGUCAUUUUUACUCCUGAAAAAGAGUUCUUUUUAAAUCCAGUCUGGAGUUAAAAUAACUCCGAAAUGGGGUUACUUUUAUUCUUACAUGGGUUGUUUUUACUCUUUUUGGGGUUAAUUUAACUCUGAAAGUGGAGUAAAAAUUUUAGGUACAGGAUAACUCCUUUUUUGUGGUUAAUAUAUGGGGUCACUUUUACUGCUGAAAAAGAGUUCUUUAACUCCUUUUUGGAGUUAAAAUAACUCCCCCGAAUAUUACUGUGCAGGAGAUUAGUAUUGACACUCAAUUUUUGUUUUCAUAUAUAUCUCCUUGUCUUUCAGUCGUAUCGGCUCUAGAGGGGCUUCCAAAGAAACAAUCGAUUUAAGUAAAUGGGAAGAUAUUUGCGGCGACAAAAUAAACUACCUUGAGCACGUUGAAGUCAGUGUCAACUUGACCUACACACUUCGUGGGGAGUUACUGAUAAAGCUCACGUCUCCUGAGGGAACUGUGUCCAACCUUACACACUACAGAGAGGCUGAUGCUGCGUUUGGAGCAAAGGACUUAAACUGGGUUCUCAUGACGUUACAUAACUGGGGAGAGACGUCAAUUGGGCCUUGGACGUUGACCAUGGAAAAUUCCCAUCCGGAUCAUAACAAUACGGGUAGGUUGGCAAUAUCGUGGAGACUGAACGUAAACGUGGAAUAAUCACUGAAAACUGUAGUUUAGUCUCGAUAAUUAGCGGGCCCGUAAAGCUGUUUUGGUUUACAUGCAAGAUAGAGGAUUCAAUAGUUUUGCAUCUAACAUGAUAAAACUAUCAGUUAAUGAACAAAAUGGAGUAGUUUGCUAGCCAGGACCAGCGCUCUUAUUCUUUAUAUUUCGAUUUGAAUAUUUGAGUUCGGACCCGAAAAGUUACGGGGACUUUCGAGAAACGGGCCCCUGGUAACUACCCGACGUGUGGCUUACUUCCCAGCCAGACUGUUUUGUGUGAUUCCAAUUUUGGGCAAAUCGCCUCUAUGAGAGCAAACUCACUUAGCAAUACAAAUUUAGACGCGUCAAGGCAUACAGUAAAACCUCGUGACUAAGAACCUGUUAGGGUAAAAUUUGCCAGUUGUAAGCCCUCUCCAUAUGAGAACCUGUUUAACCUAAAAUUUGAAUCAGGUUCUAGGGAAAAAAUUCUGUUCGUUUGUGCAAAUAAGAAAGUCAACAUUCUGAAUCCUCUUCGAGACAUACGUGCCUUAUCACUCCAACUGCAAUGUAAAUGCCAAUGUUUAAAUCAAAUAAAAUUGUUAUUGAUACAAUUACAAAUUAAAUACAGUCCUUCUUUUUAUGUUCAUUUUUAUAUAACUUCUAAUUUGGUAUGCAGAUUUUAAAUGAGGAAUAAGCUGAACCACUAAAUACUCUUAUCUAUAUUGCAUUUUUCUUCUUUCUAGACUUGUGCUAAUAACCAUUUAUAUAAGAGCCUGUUUUGGGUAACUUGGAAAAAUCCAGGUUCUUAGUCGCGGGGUGUUGCUGUAUUAUGGGUAAAGGACCUACUUCCAGUUGACAUGCGUCGCUCAAAAACGCCUUUCCUUAAGCUCCCUAAUAUUCAACCUAACCACUGAAAAAACCUGCGAGAUUUAUUUACGGUGUGUAAGUUGGAGUACUGAGGGAACGUCCUAUUUUCGUUUGCCCUGCUUUGUCCGGUUUUUACCCCUUUUGUUGUACAGUAAAAAACCCGCAUAAAAGAGCCCCUGGUUGUGGCAGCAGGCUGAAAUGUUUUUAAAUGGGCAUGGAUUGAAACCAAUUUCAUUCAUGCCUGCAAUAAUCACCAAAAAUUGUGGUUAUGGUUAGUGCUCCAUUAAACGACUAAACAAAUCCGGUAUCCAAAUGCUCCGCAUUUGCAACGAAUCCGGAAAACUCUCGCCUAGCCUUUUCGGGUUGUAAAUGAGGAUUUGUUAAGUCUAUUCUGUUUUGUUGUUAUUAUUGCUUGUUUUUUGGUCCUUUUCUCUGUUGAUUUACCAACAAUCUCUGUGUUUGAUGGCAAGGAAUUCUUUUCGACUGGACGUUGAUUUUGCAUGGGACAACGCUUCAUCCACAAUGGCUACUUCCAGGCAGUAGCCCAAAGCCAUCAACGAGUAAGAAACCAAGCAAGCCUGCAGGUGAGGCCCUGCUUAAUGGAAUGAUUUAUUUUCUAGCAUCGUCUGAUCAUUUCCUCAAUCAGCCUGAUAUCACCAUGUGUAAAUGUUACAGACCACAGCAAAAUUAGUUGUCUCUGAAAAUUUGAGUUUCAGUAGGCCAACAUUUCCCUAAACACUACUUGAUAAAUGGAAAAACGGGCUACACAAGUCAGGAUGACCAGCUUCUUUAACGUUUGAAUAGGCCAUUGCCCUAAUCCUCGAUCUGUUCCAAUGCGACGCUAACUGCGAAGAUAUUGAAAUGAAAUGAGGUUUUAUUUCAUUGCAAAAAUUAAAAUCAUUUUCACCAAAAAGGUUUUGCACUUAGGUUCGUUUUGAAAGUGAUGGUUAACGGAAUUCUUAUACACCGCGUGCGUCGCCUUGUAUCAGUAAACUGCAAUCAGUCAAACUCCCUAGUGACGUCACGACGAGUUUUCUCACAGGUGAUUCACAGGAAACAUCGGAACUCUUAAGCCUUUCCCGGAAAAUGUACAGAAUUUUAAUUGUUUUAUUUUAAACACAGCCUAUUUCGUCUUGACUUGAGACUCGAUGUAAUUUUAACAAGAGAGAGCGCUAUUUAAGUAUCAGCGAUGAUGUUAACAAAAUGAUACGCACCGCGCUCAUAUGGAGUCGCUCACGAAAGGCACUGUGACCUGGCGUAUUCAAAAGUCACGCUAGACGAUCCGUGAAUAAAUGGCCACUGCGCAGUCGAGUCUACUUCAGCGUUCUGUGAUGAAUAAGACAUUACUAAGAAGCUUUAGUGGCGAAAUUGCAAAUUUUUCUCUAUUCGAGGACUUGUAAUUCUCAUGAAAAGCUUAGGCACAAAAACCAAACCAAAUAUGGAAAGAUGAUCAGAAAGCCUCAGAGUCAUGGUGGAAUUUUGAUAUAUUGAACGUGAGCUAUUUGACAAGCGGCGGUCUGCUGAGAGUCAGGCUGCGGGUUCAAACUCCAGCCUUACCAUCUCUUAGGGGCCUUAAAAUAACUAAGAAGAAACUGCUGCCUUUGUACUGACUUCUGCAAAUGGUUAGACUUUGUUGUUUACUUGUAUAAUGUUCUGUAGGACGUGGGCCGUAGGUUCUGUUCUGUACGAGGGUGGCCGAUAUACAUACGCAAUUUGCUUUCCUUUACCUCGCUUCUUAUUGCUGGCUCAGUGAUGCUUGGAGCUCUUGUUUUUAUUCAUUCUUCUUACUGUUUGCAUAAGUUACGUUUUGUUAGAGGUGAUCACUGUUUUUCUCUUCAUUUUUGUUGGAAAGGAUCAACUCCUAAGUCUACCUCGGUUUCAACCGAAGAAUUGUUGGCGCAAACGGGGACAUCGCCACAGACAGGUGAGAUUUAAUCCUCUUCCACUUUUCUGUCAUUCAUACAAUCAAAGCCGAUGGCUUUUUUGUGGCAACCUUGUAACCUUUUGCCGCACCAUUGGUAGUUUGACUGAGUGGAGCAACUUGAAAACGUCGCGACCCAAUAGUUUGAGUCGAGUGGUAAAUGUGCUUGCGUAGGUUCCUACGCAGAUUACUCUCGAGAUUGAAAAUUUGGAUUAAGAUAUCAUUGAAAUGAUCUUUUAUUAUGCGAAAAAAAGGCCAAAAAUGCUAUGUUUUGAACUACUUAAUUCACUGUUGCGAUAAAGUAGAAGUAAAGUAAAGAAAUUUUGUGAACUAAAUGAGGUUUUUCUGGAAGUUAGCGUGCAGUGCAGGCGAAUUUUUUGCGGCUGGGGUGGGUUGGGGAAUGGGUGAGGGUAGGGAAAGAGAAAGGGAAAACCGUGCCGAUGAAGGAAAUUAAAUUACCGAGCAGCCCCAAAUUAUAUGCGCUCGAUCGCUUUUUUUGGAAUCCAUAAGAGCCCGAUGAAAAUCGAGUUCGGUUUAGCAUAAAACCGGAAAUUUACUUUCGACAACAACAUGCUUUAGUGAAAGCGUGUUUAAAGUUAUUUGAAAGAUAAGUUUAAGAGCCACUCUGGUAAACAAUUUUACUGCCCAACGCAAAAUCUGUUUCUACUGUCACGGCGGAAAGAUUCUUUUGGAAUUGUUCCUGCACACGUUUAUAGUCAAACGAGAUUAGUUUUGUCGUAGGUUGCAGAAGUUUCCUCGGAUCAUGCACUUGUGUGGUCGCAAAAUUGUCAUUCGUGGUUGUUUAAGCCGUAACUUUUCCCACAUUUAGUUUUAAUUCUCUAAAACGUAAAAAAAAAAAGAUACGCUUGCAACUCCGGAGAAAGCGAGUCCUUCGUUAAAAAAGAGAAACAAAUCGCCAUAUUUACUCCUUUAUAAUGAAUCGGUGUCAAUUCUCCUUCCGAAAGGACUGGAAAAACUGUGGCGGUGAUUGGCAGGUGGCAAUCGAUAUGUAACUGACCGAACCAAUCAGAGCCCCCGUCCAUUCAGUUUACAGGUUCGCCAAACGACAAUGGCCAGGUGUCGGCGUUUUAACUGACACAGCAGUUUCAUGACUAAAGCCAGCAAGUUGUUUGUGGCAGUUACAACUUGCUCCACUCAGACUGUCAAUCAAAAUACCAAUGGUGCGUUGGGGCGUUCAAAGUCGACAUUAAAAGAACAUCCGGCAGUUGGACCGUUAAGCUGUAACGGCAUUGGCUAGGAACUUCAAAACCGACCUGACGUGUUGGUUUGAGGAAAGUAAAGUGCGAGUAAUCCGCGAGGAUUAUCACACAUGCGUUUUUUCUUUCUUUUUGGAGACGCUGAGAGACUUGAUGUAGUAAGGGAUCACAACACGUUUUGUUUUAGCUGGAUGUGUUUGAUUUCGAAAUCUGGUCAGUCUUCUAGUUGCAGUGAAUCUCUGCCAUACGACCACUCCGGUAUUACGAACACUUUUCUCAAAGUCAAGUCGACUUCCCGCUAACUCGAAGCAAUUUUCAUUUCCCUUCAGAUCGUAUUUCAUAUAAUUUUACCCUCAAUAACUCGACCUCCCGAUAACUCGAACUGUUUUCUAUUACCCUUGAAGGAUCGAAUUAUCGUGAGUCGACUGUACGUUUAUUUCCUUAUUCUGCAACGUCGUUAUAUAGGACCAGACUGGUAUUAAAACCAAUGGCCACCUUUUUGAGUCCCCAGCCACAACGGUAUUUGCAGUUUUAGCUCGUUUAUUCGACCAGUCGAAUACCGGGUGAGGAUAAGUGAAGAAAUCAGCGUUUCAAACUGUAACCUUCUAACUGAAAGUCGUCGAAAGUUCAUUCUGAAUGAGAGUUUACUGUCAAGGCAGGUCAAGCGUACCCCCCCCCAGAUUCUAUUUUAAAUGAAUUGAUUAUUUGAAAAAUGAAUCCGUUAGUCGUUCCUGUAACUAGUGUCAAAUUCAAAUCGGCAUUACUGCAUGCAUAAUGAGCAGUGAACAUUUCAACGAGAACUUCUCUGUAUUUGGUCAGAUUGAAAAUCUUUGAAUGGAUAAAUUUGCCUCGAAGACAUUCACAUCAAAUUCAGGGAAACUGAGCUGGUAGAAAUUUCAUAACUGCUUCGCGUGAAUUCACGGCUCAUUACGCAUGCAAGAAUGCAGAAAUGAAUCUGAAAUCUACAACUACACCAAUGGAUUUAACUUUCGAAUAAAAAAUUCAUUAAUGGAAUCGAUGGGGGGGGGGGGGGGCGGUUUUUCAGACUUUGGCUGAAAUGUGGAGUGGGGGUUACGGGGCUUUUGAGGGGUAGAUUUAGAUUUAAAGGGGAAAAAUAUGUUUUAAAAGGGUUUACUCUUAUAAGGGGAGGGGGGGGGGGGGGGGGGGUACGUUUGUCCAGGCUUGACUGUAAGUGUAGUACGUGAUAUCAGGCUCUUUGAUGGUCAGAUUUGAAUUAUAAGUGGAAUGAUAUGAUUCAAAGAGGCUUACUGCUACAGGCUAAUGUGAUGAGGUUAUGGUCUGGUCUCGUGGUCGUAUUAACGGGUUAAGGGGUACAGUCAACACUCGCUUAACGGACACCUCCAGUAUAAGACGGACACCUCUCUUAGACAGACAUUUGGUGUUGGUCCCUGCCGUUUUUCAGUCAUUUUACUGUAACUUUACUCUCUACAAGACGGACAUCUCUCCAAGACGGACGACGGACACUUCUGAAACCUUCAACGGACAAUUUAUGUUGUGAAAAAUACUUCAAAACGAAAAUAUAGGUGCUUUAAAUGAAAGUAAAGUGCAAAAUGUUUGAUAUUUUGUAGUCUUGCUUCAGUUCCUACAGUUCGCAGAGUGUGUACUCUUUCGCCUUUACACCACGAAUCCACGAAGCCGUGAACGUUUGAUUACACAAUGGGAAAUAAUUCCUUUUCUCCUGUUACAAUGUUUCAGUUUUAGCAGUUUUGUACGAGUUAAACAGACGUGUAUUCACUGCGAAUAGGGUCCGCUUUAAGAUUACUGGUGUCACGUUACCUCGACUUUCUCGAUAAGCCGGACACCUCUCUAAGAUGGACAGUCAGGGCAGGUUCCGAAAGUGUCUGUCUUAGAGCGGGUUGUUCCUAUUCAAAAAUAAGGUCAAUGGAACCCACCCUUACUUUCUUUACUUCUGUGUGGCGACUCAAAAUUGUUUCAAGAUGCCAGAGUAGCCGCCUUUCGUUUGUCUUCUAAUGAAACUUUGUUUUCGUCCACUUAGAUUUGGCUGCUCGUGUUGGCUUAGGAGUUGGCUUGGGAGUUGGCAUUCUGCUGGUGGUGUUAGUCGUUGUAGCUGUUGUUGUUGUUGUGAGAAGAAAAAAAAACAGGUGACUGAGUUGACUUUAAUGUUACUGUUAAUAAAUCGUAUCGUUUCUUAGAAACAUGAAAGUCUCUGGGAUUGCAGCCUUUUGACCACCCAUGAAAUUCUUCGCUUAACCUGUAAAGGAAAACACACACACAAAAAAACUAAAAAAAGCUCUCAUGAUUUAAACUUAUAGACCCGCCUUAACAUUUUACUAUUUUUUCCUGUGGUGAGAUUUCGUAUGGUAGAAGAAAUUUUUUAGACAGAGUGGUGAAAAACACCUAUUUAAUUCAUUCACUUGCACAUUCGAUCAAGAAUCACGAUGAGCUUUUCAAAGAUUUGUACGUGAAUGAUAUAUCAAAAGGCGCAAACUUGACAAUCAUUUUGGGGUGAGACUUUUUUGCAAACGCCGUGAUGGCUUACUUAUUAUAGCGAGUGCUUAGCAAAGUGCUCGGUGUCACCAAAUGCGCUCCCCGAAUUGUUCAGAAUGUCGUUUUUUUCUUAUUCAACCACCAUGUUUUUGAUCGCCAAAACUCAGUUCAAUUUUAUUUUCUGCAUAUGUCAGCGAAAGGUCUAUGGGUGUAUACAUUUUUGCUGGCAUUUUUUUUAUUAAUUAGAGAAUUUAGAGCUCUGUUCAAAUACCUUUCUCUUCUUGGCGCCUUAUGAGCGAUUCGGGUAGACCUUUACCUCGGAAAGUUAUUUAUUUGGUUUUCAAACCCCUGUGUUGCUCAAGUGACCCCUGAUUCAGUAUCGAGGAAACUUUGCGGAAAGUCGAUACUUUACUCAAGUGUACCUCACUGAUCGGUCAGUUGACGGGACGACGGGAUGAUCUUAAAACGGAAGUAUAGUCGUUAUGACAUCUAAAGACAUGCAGUGGUGCGUAGUCUUGUUGAUACAUUCUUUUCUUUAGGAGAAAUAGAAAGGGGGUGUCAACCUGUGCAAGAGUCACAUUGGUGAGGACCGAGGAGGACUGCGUUGAACUAUAGCGACAACUUUUGUUUAGGAUUGCAAUAUGUUUCGUUGAUGAAACUCCUCAGCAUGUGUUGUAAACGUGCAAAAGAGCCACAUUAGUGAGUGACCGAGGAGGACAGCGUCUGAUUGUAGUGAGAAGUUGCUUUGGUAUGAAAUGUGCUUUGUUGACGAAACCGGUUAUUUACGAACGUAUCAAACUCACGGUUGGCGCAUCGAAAACUGAAUUGGGUAUUAAAGGGUAUUAAAUAACUGAGUACAGGUCAAAGAUAGGUCGAAAACCCUAAGUCGUUGGAGAAGCCGAACGAAUUACCUCAGUUUAUGCUCUCUUCUUGCUUUUGAAUGUAGGAUAGCAAUAUUUAUUUGUAAAGAAACAAAUUACAUUUUGUUCUGACCAGCAAAUAGCAGCAUAGUCCAGGCGGUCCAGUAUUAGCUAGAUCUGGCUAGACAACAGAACGAUUUAAUAUCGCGUUUACGUCAAUGGGCAAACGUCUAUUUGUACCACGUGACCAGGUUUUUCCUUAACAUGUACCUGCCGUUUACUGUUCUUUAUAUCUACACAGAAAUAAGUAGUUUCAAACCAGUUUUAUCCACAAGAGCAAGGAUUGGUAGAGUUGGCUUUUGCGCGGCCUUCUGUGCGGCAGGUCCCGAGUUCGAUUUCCAGGUGUGAUCUCAAACCCCUCUUUCGACUUUUCUCUUUUCCGAGUAGGUUUAAGUAGCUUUGAAAACCCGUUAAACGUAACACGGAUGGAGAGAGGGGGCACUAAAUUAAGCGCACCUUCGACCUCAGGUUUGUUAGUCAGAUCAUGACUAUUUCGAGCCACUGACGUGAAAUAAGGACCCUUUUAGCCUUUAUUUAAAAAUCACUUUGGACGGUUUUUAUCUGCUCAUUUCUUAGUUUGAGAAAUCGUCAACUUACAUCUGACGUUUGCCGUUUGCUAUAAACACGAUUCUAAAUCUCUCUAAUGUUAAUGCGUUCUCAAGUUUUAUUGUAAGUCACAAUCCGUAACGUAAUGGAUUUAGACUUAAUAAGACGCGAACUGUGUGUUAAGUUGGAGAAAGUCAAAGAGCUGUGACGACAUUGGAUCUUGGGCUGUAUUAGGGUCUUGUAAAUGUGUUUGUUCUUGUGCGAAUUCGGAGAUAAAAAUAGGCGCUGUUUUGUCAAAUUAGACUUAAGCUGACGAUCUUUUUUUUUUGUUUGAAUUUUGUUUAUGAAUCAUAAGCUAUUAGGUAUUUUUCUCGUGCUGGGUCCUGUUACUUGAGAAGUACAGGAACUUUUUUUUGCGAAGCAAUUUGAUUUUUGUUUCCCUAACUAGUAGUCCUUUUGUAUUACUUUCCAAACCGUUAAAACCUCGUUGUUGAAUGAAAUACGGCAACAGUAAGAUUACCGAGACUUUUAACGGACCGACCCAAAACGAGAAAUUCUUAAAGCACGUCUUACCAAGAAAAGCACGCCAAGCUGGAACAAUUUCUCGUUUUGGAAUAGCAGAGUGGUUCAAAACCAUUGUUUUUCAUUAAUGAGAGAGAGAAUAUGCCAAAAAAAUCAUUUGAUGAUAUGAGUUAUUAAGUUAUUGGCG
Porites evermanni is the source of this 26760-nucleotide messenger RNA. NCBI's taxonomy places the organism in Eukaryota, Metazoa, Cnidaria, Anthozoa, Scleractinia, Poritidae. The record is from the annotation of a GenBank genome assembly.